Schistosoma guineensis is the source of this 3720-nucleotide messenger RNA. The record is from the annotation of a GenBank genome assembly. NCBI's taxonomy places the organism in Eukaryota, Metazoa, Platyhelminthes, Trematoda, Strigeidida, Schistosomatidae.
AUGUCCAACUCCGCUGCUGAUGGCAUCGAACGCAAACCUGGAACUUUAUCCAAAACUUCAGUCUCAGGUGGAAAAUCUGUACGAAAACGUUCCACCGGUGAUCCACAAGGUGCUGGCGCCGUGGAUGAGGAUGUAUUUCGACAGUCCUUUAUACCGUCCAUGUCAAUCACUGCAUCUUCUCCCAAAGAGCUUACGGAGAUCAUAAAUCGUAUAAAAGAUGCACUUUCUGGGAAUCCUGAAGAAUGGGAAAAACGUGUAGAUGCGUUAAAAACAUUACGUGCUAUAGUUGCCAAUGGUGCUCUGCAAUACGAUGAAUUUAUUCCCUUAUUAAAAACUUUGGAAAAUUCCAUAGAUCUUUCCCUGCGUGAUUUAAGGUCUUCAGUUGUACGAGAAGCAUGUAUAACAGUCGCCUUUUUAUCUCAAGAAAUUCGUAAUCGUUUUGAUCGUUUCGCUGAGAGUGUUUUACAAACAAUCAUCGCGUUAUUAUCUAAUAGCGCUAAAGUUAUGGCAACCAGUGGAGUGGUUGCGAUGCGAUUUAUUUUAGAGAAUACAUGUUCUUCUCGUCUUCUCCCCAUUCUCAUUUCUUCAUUAUCAUCCAAGUCUAAUGUUACCAGAAAAUGCAUUUGUGAAUUCUUAGAAAUCAUUUUCCGAACCUGGCCAUUAAAUAUUCUUGAAAAAAAUCUCUCUGUAUUGCAAGAUGCACUAAGGCGAGGUAUUUCAGAUGCAGAUCAGGAAGCUCGAUUAUUUACUAGACGUUCAUUCCCAUUAUUUGUUGCUAAAUUUCCUGAGCAAGCGAAUUUAUUUUUACAAAAUCUUGAUCCUCAAAAACGUAAACUAAUUGAAAAAGAUUUGAUCGCUGCAGGAUUAUCAGAAGGGUUUGGUGCCGGUGAUACUGCGACAACUGGAUCAUCUCGGAGUCAACCUGGUAGUCAGUCAAAUUUAACUUACCAAAGUACCAGACGACCAACUCGACCUGUAUUAGGCACUAGCUCAUUAGCCAAUAAUACAAAUCGCAGUCGUCCACCAUUAACUAGUCAGAAUGAGUAUAAUACCGUUGGUCGUUCUUUCCGUCAAGGAUCAAUUGCUUCAAAUUACGACGGUCGUCCACGUCAGAUUGGGAGAAAACUUGUAUCACAGUCACAGCCUACAAGUCGUGAAGUUUCACCAUCACGUCUAGCCUAUUUCACUGCCUAUGGUACCACUGCAUCUAAUAAUAAUGAUGGACAAAAAUUACAAUUCAAUACAACUAAUACUAAUCGUAGUGGUACAAUAGGAUUUGUAGAUAAUAAUAAUAAUACUACAGAUCGUACUACACGUUUAAUCAUGAAUUCACGUGUUCCACGUAGUCAAGGCGCUAGUCGAGAAACAUCACCGACAAGAUCUACUGCAAGCGGUUAUACUAUGCCUUCAUAUCAGCAUAAUAAUAAUUUUCAAUUAACUGGUACGAAUCAAAUUGGACAAAUGAAUUACCGGAGACAACAACAGCAAAGACCAUCUCUUGGUACUUUAAGUGAUUGUGCUGACCUCGGCGAUGGACCUUUAUAUGGUCGACAUUACUCAACUGGAAACAGUCGUGGUCCAUAUGGCUCAGAUGAUAACUUCAGUGAAACAUCAUCACAGUGUUCUGAACGUUCAGGUCGUUCAGUACCCGGGUACAGGCGCCAGUCCUCAAGUAAAGUGACUAGUAAUUUAAAAGAAAUCAUUUCUCAACUUCAAGCUGUUCAAUGGUCUGACAGAAAAGACGGCUUAACAAAUUUACAGAAUUAUAUGCGUUCUGGUUAUCCGUUAAAUCCUGACGAUAUUCACUGCUUAACUGAAAUAUUUUCUAAAAUGUUUGCGGAUUCUCAAAGUAAAGUUGUUAGUUUAUUUAUGGAUACAUUACAAUUCUUUAUUAAAGAAUAUAAUCCAUUACUUCGUGAUUGGCUUUACACUCUAUUAAUACGUUUGUUGUAUCGUCAAAGUCAUGAGGCUUUGAGCAGUCAUCAGAAAGCAAUACAAGAAACACUUUUUGUUCUCAGAUCUCACUUUCCUUUGAAUUCGCAAUUCAGUAGUUGCUGUCAUUUUAUUAUGGAUAAUGCACAUACACCAAAUUUUCGUGUUAAAACUUGUCUAUUAGAAUACAUGAAAGAUCUAAUUUUAAUGAUGAGUCCAGAUUUGAUUGCUAAUCCAUCAAAUGAAGUUAUUAAUGCAAUUGGAAAAAUUAUCAGUUGGUCUGCUGAACCAAAAUCAGCCGAUGUUCGACGAAUGGCUUCCCGUGUUGUUAUCAAAUUGUUCGAUUUGAAUUCCACAAGUUUCUCUAACUUAUUACAAUCACUGCCUCGUGGAGUACAAGAUCGUGCACAUGAAGUAUUAAAAACUUAUCAAAAGACUGCUACAGGUGGUGGUCUAAUCAAUUUAACCGACACUAAUCACAAUUCUCCUUCAUGGAAAUCAUCAUCUGCUGAUCAAGAUCAUAUGAUUUUUUCACCACCAAGUAGUGGACGAUAUGGAUCAAUCUCUGGACCAUAUUAUUCUUCACAGCGUUCUCAUAACUCUACUGGCAGUGACAGUGGUCGAGUAAGCCCUGAAAGUAUGAAUCGUAUUAUUCGUGAAACAACCGAUGGCCUUCAAUCACUUUCAGUUGGUGCGAGUGGGGGUGGUAUUCCAACGUCAGCGAUAACAAGUCCAACACGCAGAGUAUCUGCUGAUCCCAGCUUUACAACUAACGAUUAUACAUAUGCUACAAAUGGUAAUACAGGUGUAUUACGUACUGUUCAACCAAAUAAUUUUCUUAAUUCACAACCAACAUCAUUACAGCCACCUAAUAUUAUUCCAUCUAAUGUAAAUCAAUGUUAUGCUUCCUCACAAGGUACUACUGCUUCUAAUGACCCAACACUGCAGUCUACAUAUGGGUUACGUACAAAUAAAGCUCUUUUAAAUACACUUAUCAAUUAUGAUCCUGGUGAUGGACCAAAAUUAAAAAAACCUGUAAUUGGUUAUCAGACGUUAAAAAAAAUACGCGAAAUGCCCCCAGAAGAUAUCAUGUCUGAAAUACUCCAGGAAUUAUCGAAUCACAAUGAACGCUAUGAACAAAGAAAGACAUGUAUGUUAAAACUUAUCAAAUUAUUACGUGAUGGUGUUAUCAGUAAUUGGGAUGAAUAUUUCAAGCCAACUUUGUUAAUUCUCCUAGAGACAUUAGGUGAUGAUGGACAUGAAACAAGAGCACUUGCACUUCGUGUACUUCAAGAAUUAGUACGAGCUAAACCGGAAUUAUUUCAUGAUUUCGCUUAUUUAUUUGUUAUUAAAGUACUUGAAGCCUGUCGAGAUAGUGAAAAAUCUGUUAUUCGAGCUGCAGAAGAUUGCGCCAAUACAGUAGCACAAAAUCUUCCACAAGAAUUAUGUCUCAAUGUAUUGACACCGUUAAUAAAUGAUUCACAACUACACAUUAAUUUACCAGCAAUUAAAAUGCAAAUGCAAGUUAUACAAAAUUCUUCGCCGGAAUUAGUACAUGAAUUUAUUAAUGCAUUAAUUCCUGGACUUGUAAUUGCUUGUAAUCAUGAAGAGAGUGCCAUUCGUAAGGCCAGUGUGUUUUGUCUAGUUGCAAUAGCUAUGAAACUUGGUGAUGAUAUCUGGAGUUAUUUAACUGAAUUAAACGCUGGCAAAAAACGCCUUUUGAAACUCUAUAUUGACCGUCAACAAAGUUCAGCCACAUCUGAAGAUUCAAUUACAACCAGAAGUUGA